GCCGCGAGCUUUGGAGGCCGGGAGCGGUGGGACUUGGGCGGGCUGAGAUUUGUGCUGGGAAGGUUGCCGGACUUGGAUCGGAGCAGCACUUAGGAGACGCGGUGCAGUCGAACAGAGCCAUCAUGGGGACGACAGCCCCAGGGCCCAUUCACCUGCUGGAGCUCUGUGACCAGAAGCUCAUAGAGUUUGUCUGCAACGUGGACAAUAAGGACAUGGUGUGGCUGGAGGAGAUCGAGGAGGAGGCCGAGCGCAUGUUCACCAGAGAAUUCAGCAAAGAGCCCGAGCUGAUGCCCAAAACACCUUCUCAGAAGAACCGACGGAAAAAGAGACGGAUUUCUUAUGUUCAGGAUGAAAACAGAGACCCCAUCCGGAGAAGCAGGUUGUCCCGCAGAAAGACGCGCAGCAGCCAUCAGAGCUCCCGGCACCUCCGCAGCAAGGACAAGGUGGAGAGGCUGGCCACGGUGGUGGGGGAGAACGGCUCCGUCCUGCGGCGGGUGACCCGUGCUGCGGCCGCAGCUGCAGCGACCUCUGUGGCAGCCACGCCUUCGCCCACCCCUGAGUCUCCCACGGUGCUGACCAAGAAGCCCAAGGAGAGCCUGGCCCAGUGCCAGCUGGUACCCGUGGUGGAGAUUGGCAUCAGCGAGCGCCGGAGCGCUGAGCAGCACCUCAGCCAGCUCCAGUCUGCCCAGGCUCCACCCCCCAGCCCGGCUCCGGCCACUGCUCUGGCCUCCCAGAUCACCUUGACCUCGGAGGAGGACUCAACACCCAAGAAGCCAGAGGCCGGGAGACUGGAGUCUGUCACCGUGAGCUCCCUGAUAACUACACCCCAGGAGCCCAAGGGUCGCGGGGUCGGAGCAGGAAGGUCCGCCUCCAAGCUCAGAAUUGCCGCGACCUCCCCAGGCCCGCAGGACUCGCCCAGCUCUCCAGCCUCCCCGUGGCGGGAGCGGGUGCUGGCUCCCAUCCUGCCGGAUAACUUCUCCACGCCCACGGGCUCCCGUGUGGACCGCAGGUCGGUGCGGCGCAGCCUGAUCGCCCCGUCCUCCCCGGGUCCCCAGGUCUCGCUGGCCCAGAAUUACUCCCUGGUUUCCAAAGAGGAGAGCACCGUCCGAAGAUCAAGCAGAAGGAUUGCCAGGAAGGCCACCAAAGAGCCGGCCGCCUCCGCCCGCAUCAUCUGCCACAGUUACCUGGAGAGGCUCCUGAAUGUCGAGGUGCCCCAGAAAGUGAGCCCCAAGGCAGAGGAGCCCAGCAAGGAAGCUGAGCCAGAGGAGGCGGCCGAGCCAGAGGUCCCCAAGAACAAUGGCAGUGCCUUGCGGCUCCGCAGUGCCACCAAGAUCGCCAUUAGCACGCCCGGCUCGCAGCCUGCAGCCGGUGGCCAGGGAACGCCCUCUGCAGGGCGACAGGAGGCCAAGACUGACCAAGCAGAUGGCCCCAAGGAGCCGCCUCAGAGUGUCAGGAGGAAGCGCAGCUACAAGCAGGCCGUGAGUGAGCUGGACGAGGAGCAGCAGCUGGAGGGUGAGGAGCUGCAGCCCCCCAGGAGCAAGACCCCUUCCCCGCCCUGUGCCGCCAGCAAGGUGGUGCGGCCCCUCCGGACCUUCCUGCACACCGUGCAGAGGAACCAGACGCUCAUGACCCCGACCUCGACCCCUCACAGCAGCAGCAUGAAAUCCUUCAUGAAGCGCAACACUCCCCUGCGCGUGGACCCCAAGGAGAAGGAGCGACAGCGCCUGGAGAACCUGCGGCGGAAGGAGGAGGCCGAGCAGCUCCGCCGGCAGAAGGUGGAGGAGGACAAGCGGCGACGGCUGGAGGAGGUGAAGCUGAAGCGUGAGGAGCGCCUCCGCAAGGUGCUGCAGGCCCGGGAACGGGUGGAGCAGAUGAAGGAGGAGAAGAAGAAGCAGAUCGAGCAGAAGUUUGCUCAGAUCGACGAGAAGACGGAGAAGGCCAAGGAGGAGCGGCUGGCGGAGGAGAAGGCCAAGAAGAAGGCAGCGGCCAAGAAGAUGGAGGAGGUGGAGGCGCGCAGGAGGCAGGAGGAGGAGGCGCGGAGGCUCAGGUGGCUGCAGCAGGAGGAGGAGGAGAGGCGCCACCAGGAGCUGCUGCAGAAGAGGAAGGAGGAGGAGCAGGAGCGGCUGCGGAAGGCGGCCGAGGCCAAGCGGCUGGCGGAGCAGCGCGAACAGGAGCGGCUCCAGGCCGAGAGGGAGCUGCAGGAGAGGGAGAAGGCCCUGCGGCUACAGAAGGAGCGGCUGCAGAGGGAGCUGGAGGAGAAGAAGAAGAAGGAAGAACAGCAGCGCCUGGCUGAGCAGCGGCUGCAGGAGGAGCAGGAGAAGAAAGCCAAGGAGGCCGCGGCAGCCGGCAAAAGCCUGAACGUGACCGUGGACGUGCAGUCCCCAGCUUGCACCUCGUAUCAAAUGACUCCACAAGGACACAGGGCCCCCCCCAAGAUCAACCCGGAUAACUACGGGAUGGAUCUGAACAGUGAUGACUCCACCGAUGACGAGGCCCAUCCCCGGAAGCCCAUCCCCAACUGGGCCAGAGGCACCCAGCUUAGCCAGGCCAUCAUCCACCAGUACUACCACCCCCCGAACCUUCUGGAGCUCUUCGGAACCAUUCUCCCACUGGACUUGGAGGACAUCUUCAAGAAGAGCAAGCCCCGCUACCAUAAGCGCACCAGCUCUGCCGUGUGGAACUCGCCGCCCCUGCAGGGCACCAGGGUCCCUGGCAGCCUGGCCUACAGCCUGAAGAAGCACUAAGCCAGGCCCUCGGGCCUGCUCAGCCGUCUCAGCCUUCAUCUGUGUCUGUAUGUCUGUGUCUCUGUUGGUCUGGUGCCAUCCUGCCUGGUAUGCUGUCGCUGAGGGUUCGGUCAAGUGUAUAUAAACGUCCUCUGUGGGCUGCAGGUGGAAAGCGGCUCGGGCCUGUUGGGAGGCUGAGCUUGUUGGGUGUUCGGGGAAGACCCAGGCCCAGCCUUGCCUGGUCUGCUGACAGCACUCUGUAAAUAGAUUGUUAGAGUUCAGCUGAAUUUUAGCCUCUAGUGUUUGAGAGCUAGGUUAAUAAAGUCUGUUCCUUCA
This is a messenger RNA of Eubalaena glacialis (North Atlantic right whale), 3059 nucleotides long. It is a transcript of the gene INCENP, whose product is annotated as inner centromere protein. Gene Ontology annotation, cellular component: midbody; chromosome passenger complex; nucleus. Lineage: Eukaryota; Metazoa; Chordata; Mammalia; Artiodactyla; Balaenidae. The record is from RefSeq and is a predicted model, not a curated record. Gene Ontology annotation, biological process: positive regulation of protein serine/threonine kinase activity; metaphase chromosome alignment; meiotic spindle midzone assembly. Gene Ontology annotation, molecular function: protein serine/threonine kinase activator activity. The coding region runs from base 123 to 2744 and encodes 873 amino acids. The transcript has 18 exons.